Molecule: messenger RNA, 2403 nt
Organism: Physcomitrium patens
Lineage: Eukaryota; Viridiplantae; Streptophyta; Bryopsida; Funariales; Funariaceae
Product: rhamnogalacturonan I rhamnosyltransferase 1
Cellular component (GO): cytoplasm
Source: RefSeq, a predicted model, not a curated record
GAUGCUUCUGUCCUUCCAUGGCUAGAUCGAUCAGUGGUUGCGCGACGACGCCGCGAAGUGCUCUUGUGGCGCAAAGCUGCGAGGGCAGACGGCUGCGCAGGGAAUCGAGACCGACGCCGAGGUCGAGGCAGUGAGGGAAGGAAGGGAAGGAGGGGAUGAGAGAGCCCUCCUCUCCUCGGGCACAGGGCUAAAAGCUUCCUCUCCUCCGCGCACUCGCUGGCGAUGAUCGUGGCUGCAGCUGGCCGCUGAAACAUUAUCACUGACGCCACAACAAUGCACAACUGUGCAUCUGCAUCUGCUUUCAUAUCGUCGCCGUAUUGCCCUGCCUCAUCAUCUGGAUUGCCUCGAUCCAGGCUCUCCGUUGUGAUUCGAGGCGCGUCUGUUAGCUGCUCGGGCUCCUUUGCUUUGCAGGAAUGUUGAGUUGACUGGUUGCGCUGCUGCAGUGGUAGAGCGGGGGCGUGAUGGUUCAUGGCGCGUUGGUGCGAUUGUGUGAGAUGAGUGUUUAGGGGGGUGGAUGUGGCCAGGGCGUGGGUCUGGUUGUCUGUGGGCGGGGUCGGUGGAUGCGAGGGGCAGAAUGAAGAAUGGUGACCACAAGCAGGAGGAAAGAGACGCAGUGCAUAGUCAGUCGAGUCACGCGGUUCAGCCCUUCGGUGUCCAAGAUACUCUUGUUGAGUACAAGUAUCCUGCUCUGCACAUGCGUGGUGCAGCUUACCACUCUAGGAGAUUUUUGGCAACCAAAGGUUCUUCGAAACAACUGGCCUUCAUGUAUAGUGACAGCUCCAAACUCAGGAGGUCCAAAUGGGUUUUCUGAUAGCAACGGUUACCUUGAGGUUUCAACCAAUGGUGGGCUCAACCAAAUGCGAGCUGGGAUCUGCGACAUGGUUGCAAUAGCUAAGCUUAUGAAUGUGACAUUAGUUGUACCUGAACUGGACAAGAGUUCUUUGUGGGGAGAUCCCAGUGAUUUUGGGGAUAUUUUUGAUACGGAUCAUUUCAUUUCCUCGUUGAAAAGCUCUGUUCGUGUAAUCAAGGAGCUUCCAAAGUCUGUCACAGACAAGAUUCAGGAUAAGAAGUUGACAAAGUAUUAUCUGCACCCAGGGAGCUGGUCGAACGAGUCUUAUUAUGUGAACUAUAUAUUGCCGCUGAUCCAAACGCACACUGUGGUGCAUUUCAAUAAAACGGACACUAGGCUAGUCAAUUCUGCCUCUUUAGAGACUCAACGACUGCGUUGCUAUGUGGACUUCCACGCCUUAAGAUUCACUUCAAAUAUUGAAAAACUGGGCCGGAAAUUGGUGAAAAUGCUUCGCGCGCGGGGCCCAUUUCUUGUUUUACACUUACGCUAUGAAAUGGACAUGCUGUCGUUCUCAGGGUGUGCCGAAGGCUGCACCAAGGAAGAAGCUGAGGAACUCACAAGCCUGAGGCACUCUGUAAACUGGUGGAAAGUUAAGGACAUUGACUCGGACGCGAGCCGGAAGAUGGGUCUGUGCCCCCUGACACCCGAAGAAACAACUUUGGUGCUAAAGGGGCUUGGCUAUGGACGGGAUACCCAGUUGUACAUUGCAGCUGGUAAUAUUUACGGUGGAAGCAAACGAAUGGCUGCACUUCAUGAAGCUUUUCCCAACAUUGUGAGAAAGGAGAAGUUGCUUUCAGACGCUGAGCUGGUUCCUUUUAGGAACCGGUCGUCCCAAAUGGCCGCUCUCGACUACUUCGUCUCUAUAGCUAGCGAUGUGUUCAUUCCUACUUAUUAUGGCAAUAUGGCAAAAGUUGUGGAAGGUCAUAGAAGAUACUUGGGUUACAAGAAGACAAUCCUACUCAACAGGAAGGCUAUUGUAGAGCAGAUCGAUCAACUAAAGAACGGUACAAUUACCAUGGGCGAGUUCUCUUUGGGGCUCAGGGAAGCCCACGAAGAGCGCACUGGCACACCUUUCACAAGGCGUCAGAAUCCAGGAUUCCCCAAAGAAGAAGACUACUUCUAUGCUAACCCGCAAGAAUGUCUGUGUGCCCCCGAUGUACCCUUCGCCUCUCGCAAACGGUUGCCACACCCUGUCCAUUCUUUCUCCUGAAAGUCAUACCCCUGCUUUCCUUAUCCUGGAUCCUCUGAGGGUUCUUCCUUCAUUCUGUUUUUCCUUGGGAGGUCAUGUCGUAUGUUGUAGAGAUUGAUUUAUAGCUAGUUCUCGAUUGAGUCCACCAAUCUUCAUGCUGCGCUAAGAGUUCUUUCAUGGACAUGUUCUUUGUGUCGCUUGCCACUCAUUAAUUUCAGGUGACAGUCAAGAUUCUUGGAUAAGCAUGUGGAUUACUCGCACACGGAGUUAUAAUCAUGCCUUUUCUAUCUUAUUGUGAUACUUAGACUUUUGCGGAUUUACGCAGAAUUUAAUGAGGUUGCUCAGAUGAGGAUUAGAAAUGUGA